AUGAAGGAUCUAGGAGAGCUAAAAUUCUUCCUAGGUAUUGAGUUUGUAAUGUCUAGACAUGGAAUUCUCAUGUGUCAAAGAAAAUAUGCACUAGAGUUAAUCUCUGAGUCAGGACUAAGUGGUGCAAAGCCAGCGGGAACACACUUAGAACUGAACCAGAAGUUAACAACCACUGAAUUUGAUAAGUGUUUCAAUACCAAGAACACUAACUCAGAUGAAGUGCUGAAGAAUCCUGGUACAUAUCAAAGACUGGUAGGAAGGUUGCUAUAUCUCACUAUGACCAGGCCAGAUAUUGCCUUUGUGGUGCAAGUGGUCAGUCAGUGCAUGCAUAGUCCUAAAGUGUCUCAUAUGGAAGCAGCAUUGAGAGUAGUAACAUAUCUAAAGCAGGCACCAGGUCUGGGACUACUUAUGCCUGAAGAAUCUUCAAGUAAGCUGACUGCUUACUGUGACUCAGAUUGGGGGGCAUGCAUACAGACAAUGAGGUCUGUUACAGGGUACUUAGUCAAAUUUGGGAACGCACUGAUAUCCUGGAAGUCUAAGAAACAGAGUACUGUCUCCAGAAGUUUAGCAGAAGUAGAGUUUAGAAGUAUGGCAUCAUGUGCAGCAGAGGUCAUUUGGUUAACUGGUUUAUUCAAUGAGCUAGGUGUCAAGAUUGAACUGCCAACAACCUUGAUAUGUAAUAGCAAAGCAGCAAUCCAAAUAGCUGAUAAUCCAAUAUUUCAUGAAAGAAUAAAGCACAUUGACAUAGAUUGUCACUUUGUAAGAGAAAAAAUUAGCGUGGGACUACUGAGAACUGAACAUGUAAAUACAGAAGAUCAACUAGCUGAUUUGCUUACGAAGGGAUUGGGUAAAGCUCAACAUGAGUACCUGCUGGGCAAAUUUGGGCUGAAGAACUUGUUUGAAUCAUCAGCUUGA
Nicotiana attenuata is the source of this 915-nucleotide messenger RNA. RefSeq lists its product as uncharacterized. The transcript has a single exon. Bases 1 to 915 code for a protein of 304 amino acids. Lineage: Eukaryota; Viridiplantae; Streptophyta; Magnoliopsida; Solanales; Solanaceae. The record is from RefSeq and is a predicted model, not a curated record.